AUGGCUCGCCCAUCUGUUGUCCCCUGCCUGCUGCUCCUGCGCUGUGGCUUGCCCCUCGCACGACAUGCGGCCAUCUCUAUGCAUCGCCACGCAGGCAUCUGGGCGGCUCUGACGGCAGCAGGAUGCGCGGGGCUGUGGUGCGAGCGCACCAAGUGGGGCAAAGAGAUGAGCGGUGCCCUCCUCAGCACGCUCUUUGGGCUGGCGCUCAGCAACCUGGGUGUGGUGCCUGCCGAGGCGCCCCACGUGUAUGGUGUGGUCAACGCGUACCUGUUGCCGCUGGCGGUACCCCUGCUGCUCUUCUCGGCAGACCUGCGGCGCGUGCUGCGUGAGACGGGGCGCCUGCUGGGAGCAUUCACCUGGGGGGCGCUGGCCACCGUGGCAGGCAGCCUGCUGGCGUUCAAGCUGAUGCCGCUGCGGGUGCUGGGCGCCGACGGCUGGAAAGUGGCGGCCGCGCUGACGGCGCGGCACAUCGGCGGCAGCGUCAACUAUGUGGCGGUUUCAGAGGCCCUGUCGCUUUCGCCCAGUGCCCGCAUGGCAGGCCUGGCCGCGGAUGACCUCAUAGUGUCCGCCUACUUUCUUACCCUGUAUGCACUGGCCCGCAAGCCUGCCCCGCAGCAGCAGCAGUCGAGGGCAUCCGGUGCAGUGGGAGAUGCCACCAGCAGCAGCAGUGUGGAUCUGGACAGCAGCCGUACCAUCACGGUAUUGUAUGGCGCCACUGCGCUGGCAGUGGCUGCCGCCAUCUGCUUCGCAGGCACCCAGGCCGCUGCGGCGCUGCGAUACAAGGGAGGCUCCAUCACCAUCAUCACCGCGACCACAGUCACUCUCGCUACGCUGUUUCCUCGCCUGCUGGCGCCGCUGCGGGCGUCGGGAGAGGGCCUUGCGGCCAUCCUCAUGCAGCUCUUCUUUGCCUCUGUCGGCGCCAGCGGCAGCAUAGCGGUCGUGAUGAAGACGGCACCCUCGCUGUUCCUCUGGUCUGCCGUGGCUGUCUCCACACACCUGGGGCUGGUGCUUGCGGAGGAGCGGCUGCUGGGGUUCACCCGCAAGGAGAGCUGCCUGGCAUCCAACGCCAACAUUGGAGGCCCCACCACGGCUGCGGGCAUGGCCGCCGCCAAGGGCUGGCGCAGCAGCCUGGUGCCGGCGCUGCUGAUUGGGAUCAUGGGGUACGCGACUGCCACCUUCGUGGGGGUGGCCUGUGCCUCUGUCUUCCAGCGCAUGCAGUUUUCCUGA
Molecule: messenger RNA, 1227 nt
Organism: Chlorella variabilis
Lineage: Eukaryota; Viridiplantae; Chlorophyta; Trebouxiophyceae; Chlorellales; Chlorellaceae
Exons: 9
Coding region: 1-1227 (408 amino acids)
Source: RefSeq, a predicted model, not a curated record